AUGAAUAACGAAGAUUACGGUUACGAUUAUGAUUAUCUUUUCAAAAUUGUUCUUAUCGGUGACUCAGGUGUCGGUAAAUCCAAUCUAUUAUCACGUUUCACAACGAACGAAUUUAACAUAGAAUCCAAGUCCACAAUCGGUGUAGAAUUCGCUACGAGAACUAUCGAAGUUGAAGGUAAAAAAAUUAAAGCUCAAAUUUGGGAUACUGCAGGUCAAGAACGUUAUCGUGCCAUUACAUCAGCAUAUUAUAGAGGUGCUGUCGGUGCAUUGAUCGUUUAUGAUAUAAGUAAAUCUAGCACAUAUGAAAAUUGUAAUCAUUGGUUGACUGAAUUGAAGGAAAAUGCUGAUGAUAACGUUGCUGUAGGGUUGAUUGGUAAUAAAUCUGAUUUGGCUCAUUUACGUGCUGUACCAACUGAUGAAGCUAAAAAUUUCGCAUUAGAAAAUCAAUUAUUAUUUACAGAAACAAGUGCUUUAAAUAGUGAAAAUGUCGAUCAAGCUUUCAGAGAAUUAAUUACGGCCAUAUAUCAAAUGGUUAGUAAACAUCAAGUUGAUUUGGGUGAUUCUAAUACUAGUGGGGCUACGGCUCCAAAGGGUCCAACUAUUAGUUUGACUCCAGCUCCAAAUGAAAAUAAAAAAAGCAGUUCUAAUAAUUGUUGUUAG
Molecule: messenger RNA, 660 nt
Organism: Naumovozyma dairenensis CBS 421
Lineage: Eukaryota; Fungi; Ascomycota; Saccharomycetes; Saccharomycetales; Saccharomycetaceae
Gene: YPT32
Product: Rab family GTPase YPT32
Exons: 1
Coding region: 1-660 (219 amino acids)
Biological process (GO): exocytosis
Cellular component (GO): recycling endosome
Molecular function (GO): GTP binding; GTPase activity
Source: RefSeq, a predicted model, not a curated record